Molecule: messenger RNA, 2271 nt
Organism: Letharia columbiana
Lineage: Eukaryota; Fungi; Ascomycota; Lecanoromycetes; Lecanorales; Parmeliaceae
Exons: 4
Coding region: 1-2271 (756 amino acids)
Cellular component (GO): small-subunit processome; box C/D methylation guide snoRNP complex
Molecular function (GO): snoRNA binding
Source: RefSeq, a predicted model, not a curated record
AUGGGGCUCUUCAUCCUUCAAGAGACUCCUGUGGGGUACGCACUUCUGAAAGCGAAGAGCUCAAAAAUAUUAAAGCAAGAUGGCUUUGCAGCCGAAGACGAGACUGCUGAGGGCAUUUGCAGCCUUCUUAAAUUGAAAGAUUUUCAUAAAUUCGACAGCGCUGCUACAGCCCUUGAACAAACCGCUGCUCUAGUGGAGGGCAAAGUUACGCCUCGACUGUCGGGCUUGUUAGACUCGAUCAAGGAUGAAAAGAAAGUCUCUCUGGCGGUCGCUGACCCUAAGCUCGCCAAUGCCAUCAACAAGCUGCCACAAUUGUCCCUCAAUCUCAUAUCCGACUCCAGUACACAAGACCUCUACCGAGCCAUUCGCAACCACCUUCCUUCUUUGAUCCCUGGCCUUCUUCCGCAAGACAUCUCCUCAAUGUCUCUAGGUCUCUCACAUUCGCUCUCGAGGCACAAGCUCAAAUUUUCGCCGGACAAGGUAGAUACUAUGAUUGUUCAGGCCAUCUCGCUUUUAGAUGAUCUCGACAAGGAGUUGAACACCUACGCAAUGCGUGUCAAGGAAUGGUAUGGUUGGCAUUUUCCCGAGAUGGGCAGAAUCGUGAACGAUAACCUUGCCUACGCACGUGUCAUUCUAAGCAUGGGUAUGCGAACAAGUGCUGCGAAAGCAGACCUUGCGGAGAUACUGCCCGAAGAGAUAGAGGCCGCGGUCAAAGCUGCCGCAGAAGUUUCCAUGGGUACUGAGAUUACCACUGAAGAUCUUGAGAACAUUCAAGCGCUUGCCGAGCAGGUUGUCAGUUUCACCGAAUAUCGCCAGCAACUCUCUGGUUAUCUCUCCGCUCGAAUGGCCGCAAUCGCUCCCAAUCUGACUGCUCUGGUCGGCGACCUCGUCGGCGCUCGGCUAAUUGCCCAUGCGGGAAGUCUCAUGAACCUAGCCAAGAGUCCAGCAAGUACGAUCCAGAUUCUGGGUGCUGAAAAGGCCUUGUUUCGCGCUCUGAAAACAAAGCACGACACUCCCAAAUAUGGAUUGAUUUACCACGCAUCCCUGAUAGGCCAGGCUACAGGGAAGAACAAGGGCAAAAUAGCCCGAAUGUUAGCCACUAAGGCGGCGCUGGGACUCCGCGUUGACGCUCUGGCGGACUGGAGCGCAGAGGGAGAAGGCAAGGGGGAUCUCGUCACAGAAGAAGAGAAAUCUGCACUUGGAGUUGACAAUCGGCUGAAGAUUGAGCGCCGACUAGCAAGUUUAGAAGGGAAGCCUCUACGAUCAAAGGGUGUCGCAAUAGCUCCAAACGGUGUCUCAUUUACGCCUGGUAAAUGGGAAGUAAAAGAAGCACGGAAAUACAACCCGGAUGCUGAUGGGCUUGCUGGUGACGAGCCAGCUGCAGCUGAACCAGUCUCCAAGAAAUCCAAGAAGGACAAGCCGAAGUUGAUCGAAGAAGUAGCCGAAGAGCCAGCACCUCAAAUGUCGAAGAAAGACAAGAAGGAGUCGAAUCACAUCAAGCCGAUCGAAGAGGUUGUGGAAGAUGCCAUGCAGGAGGACCAAAAUGCCCCUGACGAAGAAGAGGAAGAGAGCUCCGACGAGGAAAUGGAAGGUGAGCCAGAGGCUCCAAUAUCUCCACCGGCAACCCAGCCUAAAGCAGCGAGUGAAACGACCACAAAGACAGCAAAGACCAAUGGAGUUGAAGAUCACGAGGCCAACGGAAACGACAAGUCUGAAACGAUAUCAACAGUGUCAGCGGACACUCCUGACUCGCCACCUUCCCCUACCCAACAGGAGACCAACUGGCAAUCACCUAUAACCGGAAACACCAAAGAAGCCAAGAAGGCCCGGAAGAAGGAGCGACACGCUCGAAAGCUCGUGUUAUCAGAGGACAGGAGCAAAUCGAAAAAGCUCCAGAGAGAGAAAUUGGCUCGAAGACUCGACCGUAAGGAGCGACGGCAGAAGCGAGCAGAGCAAAUAGAGCGACGGGAGGAAAGGGACGACGCAGAAUUCGGUGCUUUGGCCAAAAAGGCAGGUCUUACGAUCAGUCGGUAUAAGAGGAAGCUUGAGAGAGGUGAGAUCAAGUUUGAAGCCGAUGGUAGGCCUAUGGCCAUUAGCAAAAAGGAGAUAAAAAAGGCAAGGAAGGCGGCGGAGAAAGCCGGAAAGGCAUCUAAAGCCGAUUUGGACACUAGCAAAAAGAGAAAGAGGGACGAUGAGGACGCCGAGGCUGGUGCCGUCGAGAUGUUGGAGAAGAAAAAGAAGAAGAAGAAGCACCACAAGGGUGAGGCUUAA